Molecule: messenger RNA, 516 nt
Organism: Penicillium robsamsonii
Lineage: Eukaryota; Fungi; Ascomycota; Eurotiomycetes; Eurotiales; Aspergillaceae
Exons: 3
Coding region: 1-516 (171 amino acids)
Source: RefSeq, a predicted model, not a curated record
AUGGAAGGCCCUACAUCCACCGGGGAGACCCCCCAGAAGAAGAAGCAGAACGCAUGUUUACGACGUAUCCUGCGAAAGCAGGGAGCAGAAGUUCCUCCUGUCCCCCCUGGCACAUACGACCCCGAUCUCCCCCCAAAGCGCAAGCGGACCCACCGUAAGCCCGGUCGACAUACGGCUAACAAGCGCAAGAAGAUUUCCGCUGCCGCUGCUGUCCCCACUGAUGAGGGCAAUGAGUCGUCGACAUUAGACGACUCAUCUGCCGCCGGGCCCGCUGACUCGCGCCCUCACUCUCCUGCCUCUGGGACCGUGCCUUCCACUGUUACUUCCCGUCCCACUGUGCCUUCCCCUACUCUUGUUUCGCCCGCUGUAGCUCUUACCUCCCCGUUGGCAGAGAAGGCUGCCAUGAUUGACGAUGGGCGUGAGUCUGAAAAUGUGGUCUGGGACCCUGUGGAUCCCUUGGGUCUUUUCGAUGAGUUGGAGGGACCGUUGGACUGGCCAUCCGAAGGGCUGUUUUAA